Messenger RNA from Macrosteles quadrilineatus (aster leafhopper), 813 nucleotides. RefSeq lists its product as uncharacterized. The coding region runs from base 21 to 638 and encodes 205 amino acids. NCBI's taxonomy places the organism in Eukaryota, Metazoa, Arthropoda, Insecta, Hemiptera, Cicadellidae. The transcript has 6 exons. The record is from RefSeq and is a predicted model, not a curated record.
UUUCCUCCAUAGCAGCAUCCAUGGGUGAUUACACACCUUGUGCUAAAAUAGAGGCAAUGCAGCAAGUAGCUUCCACGGCCAGUGGAAGGUGGUACCUAAUGGCAGUGAAAAAUAAAGACACAAUGAAAGAAAAGGAAACACUGUCAAAACCUGCUGAAUGUACUGGAUUUAAUAGAGAAUCACCCUGCUCUUGCACCGUUUAUGAUUUCAACUCUGCAAUUGCAGAACCAUUCGUUCCUGAGUACAAUGUCACUGAAAAUUCAUACAACAUGAUGUCCGGAAAAUAUGAUGCUCACCAACUUAACAUGAAAGUAGUAGACAACUCGUCCAGCAUUUUUCAUGUUUCUUUAAUGGGUGCAGAAAACACAACGAUGACAGUAAGAAUCCUUGGAUCUGAUGACUAUCAAAGUUUCAUGAUUGUACAUAUCUGUGUGGGAGAAGAUCCGGAUGCAAACAUGGACAUGUGGUUUUUAUCUCGAAGCCCUUCCAUGUCUGACACAAUUGUGGAUGAGUUGAAACGGGUUCUGGCACGUUACGAUAUGACUGUGGAUGAUAUGAGGGUCGUUGUGCAAUCAGACUGUGUCUACCCUCCAGGCCAGACGCAGAAGUCUAGGAGGGACAAGUUCAGAGUUUUUUAGGAUGACAUUUGUGCAAGUCCUAAAAGGUUGACUCUAUGUCACAAAAUUGUAGACAAUUAGAUCUAUUUUAGAACCUGUACGAAGAGAAGAGGCUUGUUAAAGAUUGUGUACAUAAUAAUAUGAAGUGUGUUAUGUUAGUGUUUAUGAAAUAAAUAUUAUUUUAGCAAUUGAAUAA